This is a messenger RNA of Acanthoscelides obtectus, 2236 nucleotides long. Lineage: Eukaryota; Metazoa; Arthropoda; Insecta; Coleoptera; Chrysomelidae. The record is from the annotation of a GenBank genome assembly.
AUACAAUACACUCGUGACGUUUGAUGGUAUUUGUCAGUACGACACACUACUAACAGAACAAGAUUUGUUUUCCUUCCACCUUUUCAAAUUCUAGUGAAGUUAUAUUCUCAAAAUGUCAGGCUAUCAGAAAGCCAAGAUUGUGACUACAACAAGUAUAAAAACCACCACUGACCCCCAAACGAAGAAAACUACUGGUAGAGCCAAUACUAAUGUAACUCAAGUAGGACCCUGUGGCCCAUGUCCAUCGGGAUUGAGGCCACCAACACAAAUAAUGCGCGCACGGCCUACGGGUGGAGCAUGCAAGCCAACUUGUGGUGGUGCUGGCGGAGGAGGUCAAUCACGAGCAGAGCAACAAGGUAGGCCGAUGCCACCUUCCCGGCAACUGUUUCCCCAACGUCCUCCUGGAUUGCCAGCCCCAUCAUAUAUCCCAGCUACGAUAACGAGGCAACUGCCUCCGCGACCACCAUCUGGACUCCCUCAACGAUCUGGUCCCACAACGGUGCCUUGUGCAGCUAGGGCGGCAGCUCAAGGACAGCCUCAACAGCGACCUUCACAAAGCCGUUUGCCGCAAUCUGCAGGAUUUGCAUCAUCAACCCCUAUACCGUCAAGGAGUGGUAUUCCCAGACUUGGCACCAGGCCUCAGCCAUCUGGAAUAAGACCACCUGCUGUUAGAAGACCACAACCACCUCCUACAUUGGAUCAAAAGUUGGGAGAGCAGCUAUGCCAGCAGUCGAUUCUGAAUCCCGGCAAGAAAGUGACAGUGAAAAAUCAAAAGAAAGCAACCAUUUGUCCUGAAAGGAUAGACACACCAGCUGGUAGAGAGCAAGUGUUGCAGAAAGCGGUGCUGGAACAGAGGCUGGAAAGGGAUGAGGUCGGAGAAAAGAUGGUGAAGAGCCUUAAGGUGUCUGACUUGAACAAACAGAAGGGCAAGGUGAAUAUGAUGGAAGUGAAUAUACAACAAUUGGAUCCAAACUAUGCAAGGAUAGACGGAGGAAAAGAUGUAAUUGGAGUUACGAGCACAGUCUCAGUAACUCCCUCAUAUAAAACGUACUCCAGAGAGUGCGUAAGAGUAUCAACAGAGCCCACAGAGCCUGAGAUAGAAAUGUCACUAGAAGAAGUAGCGCAAAUGGUAGCAGAAGAAAAAGAAGAUGUCGAGAAUACAUUAAAAAUGGUCCCUCCAGAGCUUGUCUUGAUACCUGGAAGGUAUGAGAUGAAAAGACGUCUCCAUAGUCUACGAAUACAUUCAGAAUCUAUGGCAUUAUUGGAACAGUCUAUAAUCAACCCACAACCUACAGCGGAUGAGGCUCAAGCGGAACCGGCCCCGGAAAUAAUGGCGACAAUGAUGCACACUGUUGAAACAGGCGUGUCUCCUCAGUCUGCUCCAGAUGAAGUAUUCAAUACUUUAUUUCAAGAGAAUGCCAAUGAGCAUUUCAUAAAGUUGAGUUCUGUUUCACCUGGACCUAUGCAAGACGUGGUGGUUCCUGGAGAGAUGCCUAAGGACAUCCACAAAGAAGCCCUGUCAGGCGAAAUGGGAUCACUGGCCGAAAAGCUUGCGAAUGGAUCUCCACCCGAACAAGAUCUGUUCGACAAGAUGGUUGAAGAAAUGCAUAAGACUCCAGAAAAGGGUAAAAAUAAUCCAAGAAGUUUCCAGCCCAUAUCGGACGAAAAUUCACCUUGGGCAAACGCAGAACUGGAGCGUUUAGUGAACCUUGUGGGAGCAGAACCGGUAGAAGUGUUAGAUCCGUUUAACACAGAAGAAUUAGACAUCGAUGACCUCAUAAAGGAAAUGGGUAAUGGAGUGGACCUCUUCCUGGAUGCUAAUCCUGUGCAGUAUAUGUCUAGAGUUCAGUUAAGGGGAAGCCAGUUGCCCAGUUAUUUUCCAGGUAACUGAUACUGACCUUCACCGUGCCCAGUCCACACAGCUCACAGCAGUGCGGAAGCAAUUAUCGACUGUGACUUGUGACGCUCGUCCAUCGGAGGACCACGUCCCAUGUAUUCACACGCGACUGUUGGAGUUGAAGUUUUAAGGGUAAAUGAUACAUGGUAGCUCUUCCAGAUUUUCCAGAUUUGAUAAGGAUAGCGAGAAGCCCGGAUGAAGUAUUCGCUUCAGCUUGGAAGGCCGUACAGCCCAAGUACUUCCCUGAUGAUUCAAUGCAAGCUUUCGUUGCUUAACUCUGUAUGUGUUGAAAAUAUUCUGUUAAGGAAUGGAGAAAUAAAAUAAGUUUUUUGUUUAAUA